CUUUAUGGCUCACUCAGGGUAGAAUUCUGAAGAUCAACACCCUUGGGGUGAGACCCAGGGGUUGGAGUGGCCCUCGGUGCGCUGUGUCGAAAGAGCCAGGGCGCCCUCUCCUGAUGAAAGGCCGGAACAGCGCUGGCCCGGAGCUACCAGGGUGGGCCUCAGUACGCACUACCUGCAGGCAACUCUUUCCUUUAUCCAAUUACCCCCAACUGGCUCUGGAGAACAAAGUUUGGGGGCGCCAGCACUGGGGCAAAAACAAAAUAAAGCAAGAAAACGGCGAGAUUGGCAAAUGCUGCUAGAAUGGGGAGGGGGCAGGGCGGAGCAGAAGAGCCUAGAGUCAGGACACCAGAGCCCUGGAGAUGAUGAAUCAUUUCACAUUCUUCCAACAGGUGAUGGGACGCAGGUGAGAGGUCUGACAAGAUGUACCAGGUCCCACUGCCACUGGACCGGGAUGGGACCUUGGUCCGGCUCCGCUUCACUCUGGUGGCCCUGGUUACGGUCUGCUGUCCACUUGUCGCCUUCCUCUUCUGCAUCCUCUGGUCCCUGCUCUUCCACUUCAAGGAGACGACGGCCACACACUGUGGGACCCAAGUAUUCCACUGGCCCCCGAGCUGUCUCUUCACCCAGCCCAGACACCACUCCCUACAGGAUGUUCUCUGCGGCCUUCCAGCCCUUGGACCCCGAUGGGACCGUGUUCCGGCUCCGCAUCACAGCCAUGCUUUCGUGGGUCAUCACUUUCCCUUUGUUCGGCUUCUUCUUCUGCAUCAUCUGGUCCCUGGUGUUCCACUUUGAGUACACAGUGGCCACUGACUGUGGGGUGCCCAACUACCUGCCGUCCGUGAGUUCAGCCAUCGGUGGGGAGGUGCCCCAGCGCUACGUGUGGCGUUUCUGCAUCGGCCUGCACUCGGCUCCCCGCUUCUUGGUGGCCUUCGCCUACUGGAACCACUACCUCAGCUGUGCCUCUCCGUGUCCUGGCUACCGCCCCCUCUGCCGCCUCAACUUUGGCCUCAAUGUUGUGGAGAACCUGGCGCUGCUCGUGCUCACCUACGUCUCCUCUUCUGAGGACUUUACCAUUCAUGAGAAUGCUUUCAUUGUGUUCAUCGCGGCCUCCCUCAGUCACAUGCUCCUCACCUGCAUUCUCUGGAGGCUGACCAAGAAGCACACAGACCGCAAGUCCUACAACUGGAAACAACGACUCUUCAUCAUCAACUUUGUUUCCUUCUUCUCGGCACUGGCUGUCUACUUCCGGCACAACAUGUAUUGUGAGGCUGGAGUAUAUACCAUCUUUGCCAUCCUGGAGUACACCGUUGUCCUAACCAACAUGGCAUUCCACAUGACGGCCUGGUGGGACUUCGGAAACAAGGAGCUGCUCAUCACCUCCCAGCCUGAGGAAAAGCGAUUCUGAACCUUUCUCUUCUGCUGAGGAAGAGGAAAGAGAAGGUCCACUGCCCAGACACUAGAAAUAAGACACCAUCUGGCCUUCCUCACCCACUUGUGUGCUCAGAGGGGUCCUACUGAAGCUGCAGGGUGUGGGUGGUGCUGGUGGGGGGGGGGGUAUAAGACAAGGCUCAACCCAGCCUACUUGGUUGGGGCCUUCAGGCAGCAUCCCGACUACCAGAAAGGCCCCGACGAGACUGAGCAGGCAGGAGAGCUCCGCCUCUGGUGCUAAAUAAAAGUCCUGAGGUUCAUAACCACCAUCCGGUUCUUGGCCUUUACAUAGCCCACACGCGCUGAGGUCAGGGCCCACUGAGUAGCGGCUGCUACCUGAAAACCACAGCCCCUUCUCCCUGUGGGUCAUUCACUCGACUGCUGUCUCACAGUCUGUUGCACACAGCCAGGCCGACGUCCACAUGCUUCCAGGAGUUCUAGUCCCAGCUUCACCUCUUCGAUUUGGUGUGUGCCCUUCCCCAGCAGAGCCUCCAUGUGUCCUCCAUGAUGGCACAGGGUGGUUGCACUGAGUGAUUUGCAAGGGCUCCGUCAGUCUGGCUCCGACACCAUCUUGUGGAGAUCUUCUGUGCUGAAGGCUGGCCUGAGCCAGAGAAAGCACUGGUAGUGUGGAGUCCCCUCCCUCUGCGAUCUCUGGCUCUCAAACUCUCUUUCCUUUGCAAAGGUGUCUGGUGGAAGGGUCAGAGACCCAGAGGCCUACCCCAAGGCGGACCAGCAUUCCUCGAUCUCCACAUUAGCCUAGGCCCUGAGCUCUUUCGCUCAUACAUUUCACUUCAAAGGAAAAUAAAACUUUCGUCAAUGGUUUGAGCUAG
Messenger RNA from Erinaceus europaeus (western European hedgehog), 2258 nucleotides. It is a transcript of the gene PGAP2, whose product is annotated as post-GPI attachment to proteins 2. Lineage: Eukaryota; Metazoa; Chordata; Mammalia; Eulipotyphla; Erinaceidae. Gene Ontology annotation, cellular component: Golgi membrane; endoplasmic reticulum membrane. The coding region runs from base 290 to 1405 and encodes 371 amino acids. The record is from RefSeq and is a predicted model, not a curated record. The transcript is spliced from 7 exons. Gene Ontology annotation, biological process: GPI anchor biosynthetic process.